GUUAAUAGUGUCCUGUGUGUCUGUAAAGAUUCUGUGCAAAUGAAGCAAAACCUUUCCAACUCUCCAUACCCAUUGUCUCUUACCAGUAUCUUAGUCCCUGCCAACUAUGUGUAAGUCUCUUCUCUUUAGCCACUUCCCUGGGCUGUGCUCUUAUUUUCUCUAGUCCCCUUCUGCUGGGGAAUCAGGUUGUGUCCAGUGUCAGGUUGUGGCCAACACAGGACACACGCCUCUGCUCGCAUGGCAGCAUGGGUGUGGGACUGUCCCCUCAGUGAGGUUUCUGGGUCAAAGGGAAGAUGGCUCUCGAAACCUGGUACAAUUGGCCAACUGCCGCCCACAGAGGCUUUGCCCCGCAGGUGUCUCCUCAGAGCGUUGAUAAAGUGCCUGCUGCCGAGAAAUGUCUGACAACGAGGCAGAAGCCACUGCCGACACCCAGGUGACAACAGCGGAAGAACCAGUACAGCAGCCCAGCGUGGUGGACCGUGUGGCCAACAUGCCCCUCAUCAGCUCCACCUGCAGCAUGGUGUCGGCUGCCUAUACCUCCACCAAGGAGAGCCACCCCCAUGUCAAGACCGUGUGCGAUGCAGCCGAGAAAGGCGUCAAGACCCUCACAGCGGCUGCCGUCAGCGGGGCGCAGCCGAUCCUCUCCAAGCUGGAGCCCCAAAUCACAUCGGCCGGCGAAUAUGCCCACAGGGGGCUGGAUAAGCUGGAGGAGAACCUGCCCGUCCUGCAGCAGCAGCCGGGGAAGGUCCUGACGGACACCAAGGAGCUCAUCUCAUCCAAGGUGUCAGGGGCCCGAGAAGCUGUGACCAACACGGUGGGCAGUGCCAAGGACACGGUGGCCACCCAGGUGACGGAGGUGGUUGAUGCGACCCGGGGUGCUGUGCAGAGUGGCGUGGACAUGACUAAGUCCAUAGUGACCAGUGGCAUCCACUCGGUCAUGGGCUCCCGCGUGGGCCAGAUGGUGCUGAGCGGGGUAGACACGAUGCUGGGCAAGUCAGAGGAGUGGAUGGACAACCACCUGCCCAUGACGGAUGCCGAGCUGGCCCGCCUCGCCACGUCCCUGGAGGGCUUCGACAUCGCCUCGGUGCAGCAGCAGCGGCAGGAGCAGAGCUACUUCGUGCGCCUGGGCUCGCUCUCGGAGCGGCUGCGCCAGCAGGCCUACGAGCACUCGCUGGGCAAGCUGCGGCACUCCGGGCAGCGGGCCCAGGACGCCCUGCUGCAGCUGUCGCAGGCGCUCAGCCUGAUGGAAACUGUCAAGCAGGGAGUUGAUCAGAAGCUGGUGGAGGGUCAGGAGAAACUGCACCAGAUGUGGCUCCGCUGGAACCAGAGGCAGCUUCAUGGCACGGAGGGGGGCCCGGCCAAGCCAGAGCAGGUUGAGUUCCAGACGCUCACCAUGUUCCGUGACAUUGCUCAGCAGCUGCAGACCACCUGUACCUCCCUAGGGUCCAGCAUCCAGGGGCUGCCUGCCCACGUGAAGGACCAGGUGCAGCGGGCUCGCUGCCACGUGGAGGACCUCCAGGCCACCUUUUCCAGCAUCCACUCCUUCCAGGACCUGUCCAGCAGCAUUCUGACACAGAGCCGUGAGCGCGUCGCCAAGGCCCGAGAGGCCCUGGACCACAUGGUCGAGUAUGUGGCCCAGAACACGCCCAUCAUGUGGCUGGUGGGACCCUUUGCCCCUGGAAUCGCUGAGAAAGCCCCAGAAGAGAAGUAAGCUAGACAGGAAGGGGGGUGGGGGGUGAGAGGCUCCCUCCCUCCCUGAGGGGCCUGCAAGCAGAACUGGACCCCCAGACCUUGAAACACACCAUUCUUACCACUCCUGUCAAUUCAGCUGCCCCCUUGGGAAACUGAGGUCCUCAAAACUAACCAGUCCAUCCUCUCUCUCCGAGCUUGGAGGAAGCAGGUUGUGAUCCUCACCUCAUCAACCAUUAGGGUGAGGUUUCCUGGAAGCUUUUUUCUAGAAGGUUCCAAAAAAUUUUUUUUUCUUUUCCUAACUUAAAAACCAUGGAUAUAGUUCUUACAGCCCACUUUGUUUUCUAUAGCAAGGCCCCUGUGUAUCAGCCUUUAGCUAAUGGACUUGGACCUCUGAUCUGAACAGUGGGCCUCCUGAGGGUGGGGGAGGCAGAGUUGCGGAGGCUUAUUCUGGAGCAGAAGGGGAUGAGGCCUGCCGAGUGAGCCAUAAGUGCCUGGAGCGCCAGCGUUGCCUUAAUAAAUUUUACCUGCAGUGGAGUACAGCCCGUGUGUGUGUGUGUGUAGGCACACACGCGUGCGUCCCAGCGGCUGAGCAGCUCUGAUUUUUCUGUGGCUUUCUCAGUCUCUUCUUUGCUCUGCUCACAGGGGUUUGGGUGGGAUGGGGCCGGACCAGCUACUGGGCCUGAUGUCCAGACAAGGCCUGUCUUGUUAGUCGGAGAUGCGCUAGCCACUCUUGCCUGCCCUGAGGAGGGCGUGAGGUUCUUCACCCACUCCCACCUAAAAACUGUUUCUUGUUGGCAUAUGGCCCAUGAGCUAAGAACAGCUGACACUCUUAAAGAGUUUUAAAGCAAACCAAAAUAGGCAACAGAGACUGUUGAAAUAUUUACCUUCUAACCCUUUAAAGGAAAAGCUUGCCAGUCCUUGCUUGAGACCACUGGGCUCCUGUGACAUAUUCCUGCUUAGCCUUACAUAUUCUUCCCAGCGUUUAAAAGCUGCAAUGUGCUUUGCUGUGGUAACUGCAGAUAAAAUCGCAGAGCCACAUUAUGAUCCCAGGGCUAAGGAUCUUGGGUGACGCCCCAGAGAGAACUGAGGUGCCCCUCCGUGCUCCCAGCCAGGGCAGGUAAUGUUGCCUUUUCGUAGGGGCUCCAGUCUACGAACAAGGAUUUACGAGGCCUUACUUACACAGCAGUCCCCUCUCCUAUGUUCUAGCACCCGCAUUCCUGCAUUUACGCCCAGUGUGAGUAGAUGUCCACUCAAAUGUUCACAGCAGCUUUAUUCUUAAUAUCCCCAAACUAGAAACAAUUCCAAGUGUGCAUCCAGAAGAGAAUAGAUAAGUGAAUCGGGAAGAGUCACACCAGAGAAUAUGAUACAGCAAUGAACAGGGAUACAUGACUGACAUUUGCAAGGUGAACAUUAAUAAAGGGAAGCCUCAUUUAGAGUGGAGUCAGGAAGCCCUGAAGGGGGAACCCUCAUGCGUGAAUUUUGGGCAGGAGAAAGUUCACUUUGCCACCCCUGCUGGAGGAAGGGAGAUUUUCUCCUGGCCCAGCAACAGCCCAGCCAGUGAGAAACUGCCGCAGUUCGGCCAAUGAGAAAUCAUAACCGCUCUGAACUCUCCCUUUCCUCCAAUAGGCGUUCAUUCCAAGCAGCCCCUCCCAACUGCCUCCUCUAUAAACUAACAGUCCCCUCCUCUGUUCCUCCGCUAUUCCAGAGUAAACUCAUUUUGCUGGUAAAAAGUACUAGCUAUUUUACUUUUAAGGUUAAAAGCCACCAUAUGGAGGAAACUCACAGGUUUGAUGUUAAGUGAAAGAAGCCAGACAGAAAAGAAUCUGUACUGUGGUUCCAUUUGGAUGAAGCAGGUGAAACUAAGCUAUGAUGAGAAAAAUCUGACUGGCGGUGGCCUAGUGGGUGAUGAAGAAGGGGCACCCAGGGCUUCCUAGGGGUGGGAGUGAUCUGGGGUUGGCUGCAGGCAGUGUGUACAGAUACGAAAGUCCUCUGAGCUGUCCCUUUAAGAUUUAUAUAUAAGCUAUCCUUCCGUACAAAUUAAGAAAGAGAAAGUAACAUGGUGGCGAUGGAGGAAAUGAGCCCUUCUGCUCACUUCCUGGGGGGGAGUGUUGACAUGGAGCGCUGAUUUGGGGAAGAGUCUGGCGGUAUUCAGCCAGAGUGAGGAUAUGUCUUCUCAACAUCUGAGAGAAGACUCAGAAGUUCCCCUUCUCUGCAGCUACCCUAGAGAAACACUGUCAACUAAGUCACCUAAUCCUUUAAUCAACUCCAGGAGGCAGCUGCUCACAUCCUCUCUGUGUCUCAAGGGGACAUUGAGGCACAACUCAGGAGGCCCACCCUCAGCCUUACCUCACAGUGUAAGGAUUUGAACCAAGCACUCGGAUUUCCCCUACACUGUGUUCAUAACCACCACUUUAUAAGGUAGUGAUGCCUGUUUCGGGGGGAAUAGUGGAAGCAACCAGUAUGUCCAAUGAUGGGAGACUCAAUAAAUUGUGAUACACCAUGCAUAGCAAGACCAUAAGCCACUUAAAAACAGGUUGGGGCUACAUAUAUUGGCUCAGAAAAAGGUGGGACAUGUCAAAACCACCUAUGUCCCGGGUCAGCAAACUAUGGCCAUUGUCUGGCCCUCUGCCUGAUUUUAUAAAUAAAUAUUUUAUUGGCACACA
Molecule: messenger RNA, 4355 nt
Organism: Manis javanica (Malayan pangolin)
Lineage: Eukaryota; Metazoa; Chordata; Mammalia; Pholidota; Manidae
Source: RefSeq, a predicted model, not a curated record